This is a messenger RNA of Ixodes scapularis (black-legged tick), 1461 nucleotides long. RefSeq names its product protein NipSnap (gene Nipsnap). The transcript has 9 exons. Gene Ontology annotation, cellular component: mitochondrion. The coding region runs from base 51 to 884 and encodes 277 amino acids. NCBI's taxonomy places the organism in Eukaryota, Metazoa, Arthropoda, Arachnida, Ixodida, Ixodidae. The record is from RefSeq and is a predicted model, not a curated record.
CGCGAGAUUUGACGAGAGGCCGGGGGCACAGGCCGGGGGAACCGAAAACGAUGGCGUGCGUGUGGAAGAUCAAGUCUUUCCUGGCGCCUUGUUCGGCGUCCCUGGGUCCCCAAAUCAAGAGGGCCUUGAGCACGACCCCGUGCAGGCAGCUCAACUCGUCCGAGGGCUGGCUGAGCAAGCUACUGCACGUGCGCAAGAUCGAGCCCGGCAAGGACUCGCACUCCCGGCUGCUGUCCGACACCGAGAUCGUGUACGAGCUGCAGAUUCACGACGUGAAGCCUGACGCCGUCCAGCCCUACCUGCGGGGAUAUGAAUCCUACUGCCAGCUACUACAAAGCAAGGCGCCAGACUGCGAGCUCAUCGGCAGCUGGCAGGUGGUCAUCGGGGACCAGGACCAGUACCUGCACAUCUGGCGCUUCAAGCAGGGCUGGCGCUCCGCGCACGGGUCCAUCAACGUGUGCAACACGGACGCGGACCUGGUGAAGCUGCAUGCGGACGAGGCCAAGCACCUGCGGGCACGCCAGAAUCAGUACAUGCUCCCCUUCAGCUUCUGGGGCAACCCCAAGCCCAAGCACCACGGGGGCAUGUACGAGAUACGCUCCUACGUGCUCAAGCCCGGAACAAUGAUUGAGUGGGGCAACAACUGGGCCAGAGGCAUCAACUUCCGCAGGGCCAAUGCGGUGGCUGGCUUCUUCUCCCAGAUUGGGCAGCUGUACAUGGUGCACCACAUCUGGACGUACAAGGACCUUCAUGCGAGGAAGGAGAUCCGGGAGGACAACUGGAGGAAGCCCGGCUGGGACGAAUGCGUCGCCUACACAGUUCCGCUGAUCCGAGAGAUGAGAUCCCGGUGGAUGCGGCCCACGGACUUCUCUCCACUCAAGUAGUGCUGCCGAUUCGUGCACCAACCCUCCGCCGUGUCGCUACUCCACCGUGGCAAAGCCAAAUCGAGGAAGAGUCGUUGUCUUGUGCGAGUGCAAAGACCUGGGAGCCUUGAGGGAUGCCUUCGUCUACGCCUUGUUUCUCUUGUCUUAGUAAUCCUGCAAUCUUCUACUUGUCCUCGAGUCUUCUACUUGUUGUUAUUCUACUUUUUUCGCUCUUUUAACUGGGGACUUGUUACUUGUUUCUAUACUUGGUAGUAUUCUACUCUUUUCACUCGUUUUUACUGGGUGCACAACUAGAAUGUUCUCUCUGAGUGACUUACAGUUUCUGGUACAAAAGCGCGAAAGUAUUUUUUUUUUCUUUAAUUAUUAUUUAGAAAAUCUACAACCUUAUCUCGCGUCUUGCGUUCUGAAGACUUUUCUUUUUCACAUUUCAUUUAUGGAAGUGAAAACAUCAAUUUUUGGCGGUUUGGACCUCUCGUUAAUGUUUUCUAGGACCUAUACCUUGUUGGGAAAAUUUAGUGUAAAUACUUGUAGCUAUACACAAGCUUUAGUUUAUAAAUAAAAUCUGUUCAAACUGGUA